AUGGAGCCGGAAGAUCUACCUUCGCCCGGCGAGCUGGAGGAGGAGGAGGACAAGGAGGAGGAGGAGGAGGAGGCGGAGGUGGAGAAGCAGGCGGCGGAGGAGCCCCGGGACUCUGAGGAGACCGUGAAUGUGGAGGAAGAGGCGGGGCCGGAGUCGGACUCUGACUUCCAGGACGAGUUCCAGGAGCUGGAGAGUACCGACGAGGAGGAGGACGACGAGGCUAAGGCCUGGCUUCAGGCGUACCCCGGCAGGGCUUUCCCGCUGCCGCCGCCCCCCAGGCACCUGUACGCGGCCGAGCGGCCCGCGUCCCCGGAGAGAACAGAAUCUUGGCAUUGCCUUCUUCAAGAAAGGGACUCUUUCCAAACUGUGGAUAUAUCUCAGACCAGGAUUAUUGCAAGAGCAGAAGUAACUGAAGUGACAGAUUUUCCCUCUCUGGAGGAAGAUAAAUUGACCCAAUCAGGUCAAGUAAAGGAACCGAACAGUGAUCUCUUAUGUUCUUCAUUGCUAGUCAUACAGGAUGACUUUGCUUCUCCUGCUUUGCCUUUGCUGACGUGUUUGACACAAGACCAGGAGUUUGGGCCUGAUUCCUUAUUUCACCAAAGUGAACUAGAUUUUGCACCUUUGAGAGGAAUUCCUGAUAAGUCCGAAGACAGUGAAUGGUUUUCUCGUCCAUCAGAAGUUAGUGAAGCUUUAUUCCAGGCUACCUCAGAAGCAUCUUCAGACCUGGUUAACAGUUGCUUUAGUAUCUCUCAGCACCCACUCACAGAGGGCCCUCAGGGGAAGGCCGAGUCUGACAUCAUUACUCUGGAUGGAGAUACUGAAUAUAGUAGCCUAGAUGAAAAUGCUGCUAUGUGCAGUGAAAGAGUCACUGAAUCACAAAGACAGACAUUUGGCCAGUGUGACCUAAGUGGUGGAUAUGUUGAACUAGCAGAUAUAGAGACAUUGCUUGAUGAUCUUUGUGACAGCUCCCUGUUUUGGCAAACUACUUCACAAGUAUUGUCUGAGAAAGACAGCAAUUUUGGAAAGCCUAGAGGUAAUUUGGGCAGUAACCAGCCUUUUUCAUCUACAUUUCCUCCUUGUAUUCCUCAUGAGCCAACCAGUGAGUCAGAAUGUCAUUCGUCAAAUCUAAGAAUGCUGAGGGUAUCUCCUGACACUGUGCCAAAGAGUCUGGAACAUUUAGCAGGAGACACCUGUAAUGGAGACAUAGUUGAAAGUAUUCAAUCUAAGUUGAAAUCAAGCAUCAUUGGAGAUUCAGACAUUGAAACUCAUUCAUGUCUAUCCAUUGAAGACUUACCUAAUCUGGAUGUAAGUUUUCCUAAAGAGAAUAUUGUUGGUCUACACACUGAUAAUGUUAAUCAGAAGGCAUUGACAGAUAGUCAUCUAACUAAAGAAAGGCUGAAAGUCUCAAAUAUUACUGAACCAUCUGACCAGAAUACUGGAACAUCAACUACAAUCUUUACUCCCUAUUCACAAAGAAAGAAGUCCAAUAUUUUAUACCAGGAGGGCUUGCCAGAUGAUAAUAAAAUUGAUCAGGCAAGAACAGUUUCAAUAGUCUCUGGACCAACUGACCAAAAGAGUGAUGUUCCCAUAUUAACUUCUGCUUCCUACUCACAAAGAGAGAAACCGGAUAUUUCCUACUGGCAGCACCUCUCAGGUAGUCAUUUACCUGAGGAGGUUUUGAAAAUCUCAGAGUACUCUGACCCAGAAGCCCAGAAAACAAGAGCACAAAGAGCAUCUGCUACUUCCUAUUCACAACCACAGAGACCCACUGUUUAUUACCCACAGGCCCUGCCAUAUAGUGCAGUUGCAGGUCACACUGUUGAACCAGGGGACCAGAAGACAGGGGCUCCAGCGACACCUUCUGCAUCAUAUUCACAGAGACAGAGGCCUAGUGUUUAUUUCCAGCAACCUCUUACAGAUGGUCCUUUACCUGAAGAGACCUUGAAAGUUUCAGAUGAACCAAUAGACCAGACGACAGGGACACCAAGAGCAUCUUCUGCUAACAUCUCACAAAGACAGAGACCUAGUGUUCAUUACUCACAGAUCCUGCCAGGUGGUCCUCUACCUCAAGAGACUUUGAAAACUUUAGAUGACUAUGAACCAGUAGACCAGAAGACAGUGGCACCAACAGCAUCCACAGCUUCCUAUUCACAAAAGCAGAGACCUAGUGUUCAUUACUCACAGAUCCUGCCAGGUGGUCCUCUACCUCAAGAGACUUUGAAAGCUUUAGAGGACUAUGAACCAGUAGACCAGAAGACAGUGGCACCAACAGCAUCUACAGCUUCCUAUUCACAAAGACAGAGACCUAGUGUUCAUUACUCACAGAUCCUGCCAGGUGGUCCUCUACCUCAAGAGACUUUGAAAACUUUAGAUGACUAUGAACCAGUAGACCAGAAGACAGUGGCACCAACAGCAUCCACAGCUUCCUAUUCACAAAAGCAGAGACCUAGUGUUCAUUACUCACAGAUCCUGCCAGGUGGUCCUCUACCUCAAGAGACUUUGAAAACUUUAGAGGACUAUGAACCAGUAGACCAGAAGACAGUGGCACCAAUAGCAUCUACAGCUUCCUAUUCACAAAGACAGAGGCCUAGUGUUCAUUACUCACAGAUCCUGCCAGGUAGUCGUCUACCUGAAGAGACUUUGAAAGUUUUAGAGGACUAUGAACCAGUAGACCAGAAGACAGUGGCACCAGCAGCCUCUACAGCUUCCUAUUCACAAAGACAGAGACCUAGUGUUCAUUACUCACAGAUCCUGCCAGGUGGUCCUCUACCUGAAGAGACUUUGAAAGCUUUAGAUGACUAUGAACCAGUAGACCAGAAGAUCAUGGUACCAACAGCCUCUACAGCUUCCUAUUCACAAAAGCAGAGACCUAGUGUUCAUUACUCACAGAUCCUGCCAGGUGGUCCUCUACCUCAAGAGACUUUGAAAACUUUAGAGGACUAUGAGCCAGUAGACCAGAAGACAGUGGCACCAACAGCAUCCACAGCUUCCUAUUCACAAAGACAGAGACCUAGUGUUCAUUUCUCACAGAUCCUGCCAGGUGGUCCUCUACCUCAAGAGACUUUGAAAGCUUUAGAUGACUAUGAACCAGUAGACCAGAAGACUGUGGCACCAACAGCAUCUACAGCUUCCUAUUCACAAAAACAGAGGGCUAGUGCUUAUUCCUCCCAGGCUCUGUCAGAUGGUGCACUACCUGAAGAGACUUUGAAAGUUUCAGAUGAACCAAUAGACCACAAGACAGGGACACCAGAAGCACCCUCUGCUUCCUAUUCACAAACACAGAGGCCUAUUGUUUAUUACCAACAGCCUCUCAUAGGUGGUCCUUUACCUGAAGAGACUUUGAAAGUUUCAGAUGAACCAGUAGACCAGAUGACAGGGACACCAAGAACAUCAUCUGCUUCUAUCUCACAACGACAGAGACCUAGUGUUCAUUACGUACAGAUCUUGCUAGGUGGUGCUGUCCCUGAAGAAAUUUCGAAAGCAUCAGAUGACUAUGAACCAGUAGACCAGAAAACAAUGACACCAACAGCAUCUACAGCUUCCUAUUUACAAAGACAGAGGCCUAGUGUUUAUUCCCUCAAGGCUCUGCCGGAUGGUGCUCUACCUGAAGAAGCUUUGAAAUUUUCAGAUGAACCAGUAGACCAGAAGACCGUAACACCAAAAUUUUUAUCCGAUUCCUACUCACAAAGACAAAGGCCUAAUAUUUAUUACCAACAGAGUCUGUCAGGAGGUCUGCUAUCUGAAGAGGCUUUGAAAGCUUUAGAUAAGCCAGUAGACCAGAUGACAGUGAUGCCAACAACAUCUGUAGCUUCCUAUUUACAAAGACAGAGGCCUAGUGUUCAUAACCCACAGGCACUGCCUGGAGGUCUUCUACCAGAAGGACCUUUGAAAGCAUCAGAUGACUAUGAACCAGUAGACCUGAAUACAGGGACACUAACAGCCCCUGCCACUUCCUAUUCACAAAGACAGAGGGCUAGUGCUUAUUACCCACAAUCUCUACCAGGUGGUUUUUUACCAGAAGAAGUUUUGAAAGCCUUAGAUGAACCAGUAGACCAGAAGACGAUGACACCAAGAGCAUUCCCUGCUUCCUUUUCACAAAAACAGAGCACUAAUGUUUAUUACCCACAGGCUCUGCCAGGUGGUGGUCUGCUUGAAGAUGCUUUGCAAGGUUUAUAUGAACCAGUAGAACAUAAGACAGUGACACCAAAAGUCUCUGCUGCUUCCUAUUUACAAAGACCAAGGCCUGUUGUUUCCUACCCACAAGUUCUGCUAGGUGGUCCUCUACCUGAAGAAGCUUUGACAGCUUUAGAUGAACCAGUAGAGCACAGGACAGGAACACCAAGAGUAUCCUCUGCUUCCAUCUUACAAAGACAGAGACCUGGUGUUCAUUACCCACAGAUUCUGCUAGGGAGUUCUCUAUCUGAAGGGAUUUUGAAAGCAUCAGAUGGCUAUGAACCAGUAGGCCUUCAGAAGACAAUGACACCAACAGCAUCUGCAGCUUCACAAAGACAGGGGCCUAGUGUGUAUACUCCUCAGGCUCCACCAGGCAGUCUUCCACCGGAAGAGGCUUUGAAAGUUUCAGAUGAACCAACAGACCAGAAGAUAGUGACACCAAGAGCAUUCUCUGCUUCCAUCUCACAAACACAGAGGCCUGGAGUUUAUUCUCCACAAGGUGUACCAGGUGGUCCUCUACCUGAAGAAGCUUUGAAAGCUUUAGAUGAACCAAUAGACCAGGGGACAAUGAUACCAACAGCUUCUACUGCUUCCUACAUACAAAAACAGAAGCCAAGUGUUUAUACCCCCCAAGCCCUCCCAGGUGGUCUUCCUAAAGAAGAUUUGAAAGUUUCAGAUGAACCAAUAGCCCAGAAGACAGGGGCACCAACAUUACCCUCUGCUUCCUAUUCACAAAGACAAAGGCCUAGUGCUUAUUACCCACUGGCUCUGGCAGGUGGUUCUCCACCUGAAGGGGCUUUGAAAGCUUCAGAUGACUAUAACCCAGUAGAGCAAAAAACAGUAACACCAACAAUGCCGGAUAUUUCCUAUUUUCAGAGACAGAGGUCUAGUCUUUAUUACCCAGAGGCCCUGGCAGGUAGUCCUUUACCAGACAAGGGUUUGAAUGUUUCAAAUGAAUAUGAAUUAGUAGACUCAGUGGCUGGUACAGGAAGAUUAUCCUCUGCUUCCUAUUCACAAAGACAGAGGCCUAGUAUUUAUUUUCAACAGGCCCUGUCAGGUGGUCCUGUAUCUCAGGAGGCUUUAAAAAUUUCAAAUGACCAUGACCUAGUAGACCAGAAGACAGCAGCACUAACAUCAUCCUCUGCUUUUUCUUCUCAAAGCCAGAGGCCUAGUAUUUAUUAUCAACAGGCUCUGCCAGGUGGUCCUCUACCUGAGAAGGCUUUGAAAAUUUCAUAUGAACCAAUAGACCAGAAGACAGAGACUCAAAGAAUGUCUUCUGUUUCCCAUCCACAAAAGAGACCUACUAUUUCUUCCCAAGAUGCCCUGUUAGGUGGUGCUAUACCUCAAGAGCCUUGGGAAGUUUCAGAUAACUAUGAAGUCGAACUGAAUACAGGGAUACCGACAGUAUCCACUGCUUUAUAUUCACAAAGACAGAGGCCUACUGUUUAUUACCAACCCGCCGUACCAAGUGGUCUACCUGAAGAAGCUUUGAUAGUUUCGAAAGACUAUGGACCAGUAGACCAGAAGACAGCAACAUCAAGAACAUCCUCUGCUUCAUUUUCACAAAGACAGAGACCUGGUGUUUAUUAUCCACAAGCUCUGUCAGAUGGUCCUCUCCUUGAAGAGGCUUUGAAAGUUUUAGGUGACUCUGAGCCAGUAGACCAGAAGACAAGAAUACCAACACCAUCCUCACAAAAUCAGAGGCCAAGUGUUUAUCAACAACAUGUCCUGCCAGGUGGUAUUUUAUAUCAAGAGGCUUUGAAAGUUUCAGAUGAACCACUUGACCAGGAGCCAGGAACACCAAUAUCAUACUCUGAAUCCUCUUCUCAAAGACAGAGACCUGGUGUUUAUUUACAACAGCCUCUUCCACAUGGUCCUCUACCUGAAAAUGCUUUGAAAGUUUCUGAUGACUAUGAACUUCUAGAACAGAAAUCAGGAACACCAACAAUAGCCUAUGUUUCAUCUUCACAAAGGCAGAUACCUAAUACUCAUUACCAACAGGCCUUUCCAGGUAGUCAUUUGUUUGAAGAAUCUCUGAAAGCUUCAGUUCCUCCUGAACCAGCUGACCAGAAGACUGGUACAUCAGCCACAUCAUCAAGUUCCUACCCAUCUGGAAAGGAGUCCACUACUUUUUACCACCAAGCCUUGCCAAGCAGUCAUUUACCUGAAGAAUCCCCAAAAGUUUCAACUUCUCCUCUGUCAGCUGACCAGAAGACUGGGACACCAACAAUAUCUUCACAUUCCUACCCAUUUGUAGAAAAGUCCAUUAUUUUCUAUCAAAAUGAUUUUCCAAAUAGCCCUCUAACUACAGAGACUCUGAAUGUGUCAGCUAUUUCUGGACCAGCUGAGCAGAAGACAAGUCCAACAUCAGAACCUUCAUGUUCCUACUCAUUUGGAGAAAAGGCCAUUAUUUUCUAUCAACAGGCCUUGCCAGGUGUUCAGCUAACUAAUGAGAGUGUGAAAGUUUCAGUUAUUCCUGGACCUAUUGCCCAAAAGACAGAGAUACCUACUGUUAAUUCUUCUUCAUACCCAGAUGAAGAGAAGACUAUUGUUUCUUACCAACAGGUGUUGCCAGAUAGUCAUCUAACUGAAAACACUGUGAAUGUUUCAGUUGUUCCUGGACCAACUGACCAGAAGAGUGAAAUACCAACAGUAUCCUCUACUUCCUACUCACAUAGAGAGAAACUUAGUGUUUCUUACCAGCAAGAGGCUCCAGAUCUUAGUGAAAAAGCUUUGAAAGUUCUUGGACCUGCUAAACAGAAAACUGGAAUACAAACAGUGUCCUCUAUCUCCUAUGCAUGGGAAGAAAAGCCUACCGUCACUUACCAGCAGGAGUUACCAGGUCUUACUGAAGGAGCUUUGAAAACAGUAGGAGUUGUUCCUGGACCCACUGACCAGAAGGAUAGGAUACAAAUAGUGUCCCCUAGCUCUUACUCAGGUUUUCCUCAGCAGGAGUUACCAAAUAUUAAUGAAAAAGCUUUAGGUACUUUUGUUCUUCCUAGACCAGUUGUCCACAAGGUUGGAACACCAACAGAGCCUUUAAGUUACUACUCACAGCGAGAGGAGAGUGCAUUCACUCAGCAAGAGUCGCCAGUCAUUGAUCUUACUGACGAGGUUCAGAAAGUUUCAGCUGCUUCUUUACUCACAGUACAAAAGACUGGGACACAAACAGAGCCUUCCAGUUCUUACUUCCAUACAGAGAAACUCAAUGAUUUUUAUCCACAGACCUUGCCAGAUAAUAACCUAACUGAGGACUCUCUGAAGGCUUUAGCUGUUCCUGGACUAUCUGACCAGAAUAGGAGACCUAUAGUACCACCUAGUUCCUACUCAUAUGAAGAGAAACUCAAGAUUUCAACUGUGAAUCUGCCAGAUAUUCAGAAGACUGAGUUACCAACAAGUACCCUUAGUAACUACUCACAGAGGGAAAAGUCCACAGUUUCAACUAAGUUAGAACCAGAUGACCAGAAGACUCUAUUACCAACAGUUUUUCAUGGUUCCUGUCCUAAAAGAGAAACACCUGGUGCUUUCCUUCAACAGCAGUUGCCAUAUAGAGAUCAAAGUGAAGACAUUCUAAAGAUUUCAACUGUCCCUGAACCAACUGAUACAAGUACUGGGAUACCAGUACUUCUCUCUGGCUCUUAUUCACCCAGAGAGGAAUAUAAUUCUUUUUGUCCACAGGAAUUGCCAGAUAGACAUCUAACUGAAGGUGUGCUGAAAGUUACAAUAAUUCCUGAGCCAGCCGAUAAAAAAACGGUAUUAGUAACAGCUCUUCCUAGUUCCUUUUCACAUAGAGGGAAACGGAGUAUUUCAUAUCAAAAUGAUUUGACAAAUAGACAUCUAACUGAAGAUGCUCUAAAGGUCUCAAGUGGUCUUGGACAAACUGAUCAAAUUGCUGGGUCACCAACGGUUUCUCCUGGUGCUUAUUCCCAUGGUGACAAGCACAAGCUUGUCUCAGAACAUGUUCAAAGGCUGAUAGAUGAUUUGAAUUCUCCUGACUCUUACGUCAGUUCAAACAGUAUGCCUUUAAAUUCUCAAGUUGAUGAUGCAGAUGUAAUAAAUAAGCCAGAAUCUUCUGUUUUAGGAGAUGCUGGCUGUGAGGAAAUCCAGGAUACAGAUCAUAGUUCCAAAACUCUUAAAGAAAUUCGAAGUCUUUUAAUGGAGGCAGAAAAUAUAGCUCUGAAACGAUGCAAUUUUCCUGCUACUUUGGUCCCUUUCAGAGAUGUUAAUGAUGUUCCAUGUGUACAAUCUAAUAAGGUGGUUUGCUUCAAAGAGCCCUCCACAAGUGAUGUUUCCCAUGAUAUUCAUCAGAGAGAGCCUAUUACCGAUGAAAGCCCACGUGUUGACUGCAUACAGAAGGAUAUCGGCACACAGACAAAUUUGAAAUGCCAGCAAGGCAUUGAAAACUGGGAGUUUUUCAGUUCAACUACAAUUAGAAGUCCUCUACCAGAAGCAGGAAGCAUGGCAAGAACAACAUUAGAUGAAACUUUUAGGCACUAUCAAGCUGCCAAAUCUGUAAUGAGGUCUGAACCUGAAGGUUGUUGUUCAACUAUUGGGAAUAAAAUUAUUAUUCCUAUGAUGACUAUCAUAAAAAGUGAUUCAAGUAGUGAUGUAAGUGAUGGUUGCUGCUCAUGGGACAGUAAUUUACCAGAGACGUUGGAAUCAGUUUCUGAUGUUCUUUUAAACUUCUUUCCACAUACUCCAUUCAAGACAAGCAUAGCAGAUAGCAGAGACGAGGAGGGAUUGUCAGAGAGUGAGGAUGGCUGUGGUAGUGUUGAUUCACUCGCCACACACGUGAAGCAUCUUCUGCAGUGUGAGUCGUCACUGAAUCAUGCCAGACAAAUACUUAAAAAUGCAGAGGAAGAAGAGUGUCGAGUCCGAGCACGAGCCUGGAAUAUGAAGUUUAAUUUAGGACAUGAAUGUGGAUACUCCAUUUCAGAAUUAAAUGAAGAUGACAGGAGGAAAGUAGAAGAGAUCAAGGCAAAGUUGUUUGGUCAUGGGAGAGCAACUCACGUGUCUGAGGGUUUACAGAGUCCAUGGGGAAUAGGAUGCAAGCCUGAAGCUGUAUGUAGUCACAUUAUUAUUGAGAGCCAUGAGAAAGGAUGUUUCAGGACUCUAAAUGUUGAACAACCACAACUGGACAGCCACUCGUGUGCUUUCAAAUCUGCUGGCCUUUCAGAAGUGAUUCAAGGACGACAGAGCCCAUCUUCUUGGAGAGCUGGACACAACCUCUCCAAAUCACUAGAUCAGAACAACCAUCACUUCAAAGUUGGGAAUUCUUUGCAGUUACAAAGCCAUUCUCCAUUUCAACAACUUACACCUGAUGACUUCAAAGUUAGCAAGGAUGUUGAAAUGCCGCCGUUCCACGCAAACACAAACACAGACUCUUGGUUGUCAGAAUUAGCAGAACCUACCUGUGUGCCACCUAAAGGAAUGGAUUUUCCUUCAACAUCACAAACACCACCCCCAGAACCUAUGAAACAGUUUACCACCUCCAUCACUUUUUCUUCUCACCGACAUUCUAAAUGUAUUUCAGAUACCUCUGUUUUCAAGGUUGGUGUUACUGAAGGUAGCCAGUAUACUGGAACAUCUGUAGGUAUCUUUAAUUCUCAUGUCACUGAAGAGCAAAAUUCUCCUAGAGAUCUUAAAAAGAAAACCUUUUCCCCUUCAUCACUUAAAAGGCAUAGUCAUAUACCAGGUAAAGAAGUGGCUAUUUUAGUACAUAGUAGGCAAAACUCAAAAUUACCUGCUGGUUUUGAGCAUUCUCAUCAAGAAGAAAAACUUUUAGAAAGAUCAAAUCUUAAAGGCAAUCAUUCUGAGCACAUUACCAGUACAAAUUAUAGCAAUUCUAAAGGAGUUCAAUUUUCUGAUAACCAUACCCUCAUUAGCAUGGGAAAGCCAAGUUCUACACUAGAAGUAAAAGAGAAGAAUGUAAUUAUAACUCCUGAUCUUCCUUCUUGCAUUUUUCUUGAACAACGAGAACUCUUUGAAAAAAGCCAAGCCCUAUAUACAGAUCACCAUAUGAGAAAACACCAUUCUCCUCCUUGUCCAGACAUUCCUUCUUGUAUUUUUCUUGGACAGCAACAACUCAUUGAACAAAGCAAAGCCCCACAUUUAGAUCAUGAGAUGAGAGAAAGUCAUUCUUUCUUUUCUCAAAGUCAGGAAAAUAUAAUUUUAGAUCUUCCUUCUCCCAUUUUUCUUGAAGAGCAUCAGUGCAGAUCCCCAGAUGUAGAUGACCACAUGACAAAACAGCAUGUCCCUCUUUCUCAAGGUCAGGAUUGUGUAGUAGAAAAGAUUGAAUAUACAACUAAAUCACACAUUUGUAAGGGGAUAAAUGCUGAAACUGAGUUCAGUAAUGUGGUCUCCCAAUCACCCCCUAACCACUGUACGUUAGUGACGUCUGAAUGUACUCCACCUUCAAAUAGAAAAGCACUUUCAUGUGUUCGAAUAACUCUUUGUCCCAAGACUCCUUCCAAGUUGGAUAGUGGAAUCCUAAAUGAAAGAUUUCAUUCAUUGGAUCCUGCUUCUAAAACAAGAAUUAAUAGUGAGCUUAACUCUGACUUACAAACUAUAUCUUCGAGAUCAUUGGAACCAGCCUCCAAAUUAUUGACCAGUAAACCUAUAGCACAGAAUACAGAAUCUUUAGAUUUUCUAGGACCUAAAUCUCUACCGGACUUGCAAGUAAUACGGUCUCCUCUUCCAGAUAGUAAGACCAUUACUAAGGAUUUGAAAACCAUACCUACUCAGGAUAGCCAGAUAGUAACCUCAAAGCAAACACAAGUGAACAUUUCAGAUUUGGAAGGAUAUUCCAAACCAGAGGGAACUUCAGUAUCUGCAGAUGGUUCACCAGGACAGAGUAAUAUCCCCUUUUCUGCAUCCUCUGGGAAGUUAUCAUCUGAUGCAGUCACUCAGAUAACAACAGAAAGUCCAGAGAAGACCAUGUUUUUAUCUGAAAUUUUCAUUAAUACUGAUGAUAAUGGACAUGAAGGUGUAGACCUCAGUACCCAAAAGACACACAAAGUUCCUGUCAAGGUUGCUUCAUCACCUUCAGUGCAGCAGGUCACUACCGGUAGUGGUCCAGAUGCCCAGCCUGUGCUGUUGCCGUAUAAGCCAUCUGGUAGUUCGAAGAUGUACUAUGUUCCACAAUUACAAGCAGUCCCUUCAGUUCCCGAUUCCAAGUCAGACACUACCAUUGAGAGCUCACAUUCAGGGUCCAAUGAUGCUAUUGCCCCAAAUUUUCCAGCUCAAGUGCUAGGCACAAGGAAUGAUGACCUCCCAGCCACAGUGAACAUUAAACAUAAAGAAGGGAUCUACAGUAAGAGGGCAGUAACCAAGGGUCCCUUGUCAAUGAGGAAAACACUCUCGCAGAAAGAUGAUGCAGGUUCCAGUGGUGCUGUUGCUGUACAAGUACAAGACAGAAUGACUGAAAGUCUGCCAGGCACUAAAACCAUGACACAGAAAGAGGAGAUCCAUAAUAAGAAGACCAUUCCUAAGGAAGUCUGUCCAGAAGAGAAAGAAGCCUUAGACUUAGAUCUUUCUGAGUCAGAAUGCCAUUCAGAAUUUGAAAAUACAACUCAUUCUGUCUUCAGAUCAGCCAAGUUUUACUUUCAUCGUCCAGUGCAUCCACCAAAUGAUCAAGACUUUUGCCAUGAAUCUUUGGGAAGAAGUGUUUUCAUGAGGCAUUCUUGGAAAGAUUUCUUUCAUCAUCAUUCAGAUACACAUAGAGAACAUAUCUGUCUUUCCCCUCCUUAUCCACUUGUGGACAAGACUAUGGUGGAUUAUACCAGAAUAAAGAGCCUCAGCAUAGAUGUGAAUGUGGAAGACAAUAAAAUGAUGCACACUAAAAGUCAGGCCAGAGAUCCAAAAAAUAAAAGGCAAAUUAAUGAUUCAAAAAGGGACCAGAAGGUCACCCCAGAAGUAACAACUCAGCACACUGUUAGUUUGAACGAACUCUGGAGCAAGUACCAGGAGCGACAGAAGCAACAGAAACCACCUGAUGUCUGUGAUAGGAAAGAACUGUCUUUGGUGGAAAGACUUGAUCGUUUGGCUAAACUGCUUCAGAACCCCAUCACACAUUCACUGCAGGCCUCAGAGAGAGACAAUAGCAGAGGGAGGCAAAAUGUUAAGGGAUGGAGUUAUGGUAAACAGCAGAAAAGCAAGCUGCAGAAGCAGUGCAAAAGCCUAGAGAGGGGCCAUGAAGGUGAUUUUAGGAAAGGCAAGGUACUUUCUCAUCAACCUGGGAGGUCCAAUCAGAUUAAGAUUGAACAAAUUAAAUUUGAUAAAUAUAUUUUGAGCAAACAGCCAAAUUUUAAUUACAUCAGCAACACCACUUCAGAUUCUAGACCCUCAGAGGAAAGUGAUCUGCUCACAGAUAGUCCCACCUACGUUCUUUCUAGCACCACUUCUCCUGUGGACUCAGAUAUAUUGACUCAAACUGAUAAAGACGUGACUUUGCAUGAAAGAAGUAGCUCCAUUUCCACCAUUGACACUGCCCGGUUGAUCCAUGCUUUUGGUCAUGAAAGACUAUGUUUGUCACCAAGGCGAAUUAAAUUAUAUAGUAGCAUCACCAACCAACAGAAGAGAUACCUUGAGAAGCGGUGCAAGCACAACAAGAAAUCACUGAGUAUAGGCCAUCCCCAAAUGACUUCUGAGCACACCAAAAGGAGGCACAUCCAGGUGGCAAACAGUAUGAUUUCUUCUGACUGUGUCUCAUCUAGCAGUAGUGUCUUGAGCUUGAACUCUGCUCUUUAUAAUGAACAAAAUGUACACAUGUUAAACAAAGGAGUCCAAGCAGGUAACUUGGAGAUUGUGACUGGUGCCAAAAAACAUACCCGGGAUGUUGGGGUAACUUUCCCAACUCCAAGUUCUAGUGAGGCCAGAUUAGAAGAGGACAGUGAUAUGACUUCUUGGUCAGAAGAAAUUGUUGAAGAAAAAAUGUUCUUGGCUAAUAAUCCUGGAGAGAAAAAGCUAAGGAAAAACAAGAAUUCCUGUGAAGGAGUCUCAUGGUUUGUGCCUGUGGGGAACAUGAAGUCUGGAUCUCAGAAAGAAAACUUGCCCAAGAGUUAUGGCCCUGGUGUCUCCUGGUUUGAACCAGUAACCAAAACUAAACCCUGGAGGGAGCCACUGCGAGAACAGAACUUACAGGGACGGCACAUGGACUGUCAGGAGUCUUUAGGAGGCCCAGGUGGAGAUGAUGGCCAAGGGCCACUGAAACCAUUUGUGAGAGCAACUCUACAGGAAGCACUUCAGCUUCACAGACCCGACUUCAUCUCUCGCUCUGGGGAGCGGAUAAAACGUCUGAAGUUAAUUGUCAAGGAAAGAAAACUCCAGAACAUGUUCCAGUGUGAGCGGAAUGCACUGUUCAAUGCCCCACACCCUCUGUCAAGGAGAAUCUUUCUGGCUGUCCAAAAGAGCAAGCCUAUUGGAAAGAAGGAAAUGAUUCAGAGGUCCAAACGGAUUUAUGAGCAGCUUCCAGAAGUGAAGAAAAAGAGAGAAGAGGAGAAGAGAAAAUCAGAAUAUAAAACCUACCGGCUGCGAGCUCAGCUCUAUAAAACGAAAGUGACCAAUCAACUGUUGGGGAGGAAAGUUCCCUGGGACUGAUUUAAGAUUAUUUUCCUCAGAGCCUUGGAAUUAUUUUUCAUGAACGUGAAGAAGCAUAUAUAAUGGGCCUAAUUUAAUAAAGCUUCCUCUUUGUC
This is a messenger RNA of Jaculus jaculus (lesser Egyptian jerboa), 13865 nucleotides long. It is a transcript of the gene Alms1, whose product is annotated as ALMS1 centrosome and basal body associated protein. The transcript is spliced from 22 exons. NCBI's taxonomy places the organism in Eukaryota, Metazoa, Chordata, Mammalia, Rodentia, Dipodidae. Gene Ontology annotation, cellular component: centriole; centrosome; cytosol. Gene Ontology annotation, biological process: regulation of centriole replication. The coding region runs from base 1 to 13770 and encodes 4589 amino acids. The record is from RefSeq and is a predicted model, not a curated record.